Messenger RNA from Abrus precatorius (Indian licorice), 2112 nucleotides. RefSeq names its product protein indeterminate-domain 5, chloroplastic-like. The coding region runs from base 304 to 1944 and encodes 546 amino acids. Gene Ontology annotation, molecular function: DNA-binding transcription factor activity. The transcript is spliced from 4 exons. The record is from RefSeq and is a predicted model, not a curated record. Lineage: Eukaryota; Viridiplantae; Streptophyta; Magnoliopsida; Fabales; Fabaceae. Gene Ontology annotation, cellular component: nucleus.
AUGUUAUUGUUAAGCACUGUUAUUUAUCCAUCUAGAUGACACCAAAUGAUUGAGAAAUAACAUGAGGGAGCAGCAGUAGCUAAAAUUUAUGCAUAUGAAAACAAUAGCCACAAGAUAAGUAGGUAUAUACACACAGAGUGAUCAAUUGUUUUCUUCUCUUCGUCUUCUGAUUGCUUCUGUCUCCUUAGAUACUUUCCUCUUGGUGUCUUUCGGGUUUUAAUCUCAGAAGGAUAUAUAUUCAAAGAUUAAUUUGAUAGGUUUUACUUUUGGCUCAGCAAUUAAUUCCAGAUUCGCAAAACAAUUAUGGCGGCUGCUUCAUCAUCCACUCCAUUCUUGGGAAUCAGAGAAGAAAACUCAAGUCAGAUUACACACCAUCAACACUCCACAAUUGCUCCAACCACAGUGCCUCAAAAGAAACGGAGGAAUCAACCUGGAACACCAAAUCCAGAUGCUGAGGUGAUAGCACUAUCUCCCAAGACCCUAAUGGCAACAAACAGGUUUAUAUGUGAAGUGUGCAAUAAAGGGUUCCAAAGGGAGCAAAAUCUACAGCUUCACAGAAGAGGACACAACCUGCCUUGGAAGCUAAAGCAGAAGACUACAAAAGAGCCAAAAAGAAAGGUUUAUUUGUGUCCCGAGCCCACUUGCGUCCAUCAUGAUCCUUCAAGGGCUUUGGGAGACCUCACUGGGAUCAAGAAACACUAUUCUCGCAAGCACGGUGAGAAGAAGUGGAAGUGCGAAAAGUGCUCAAAGAAAUAUGCUGUUCAAUCUGAUUGGAAAGCACAUUCCAAGACUUGUGGCACUAGAGAAUACAGAUGUGAUUGUGGCACUCUCUUCUCUAGGCGUGACAGUUUCAUCACUCAUAGGGCCUUCUGUGAUGCGCUAGCACAAGAGAGCGCAAGGCACCCCAAUGGCUUAAACCCUUUGGGGACUAAUUUGUAUGGCGCAAACCACAUGAGUUUAGGCCUAUCUCAAGUGGGUACCCAACUUUCCCAGCUGCAAAAUCAGAACCAAACAGCCACUAACAACAUUUUGCGCCUUGGCAGUGUUGGUGGUGCAGCAAAGUUUGAGCACUUGAUCCCACCUCUAAAUCAGUCUUCAUUUGGACACUCGCCACAAUCAAUGCCUCCCUCAGCUUUCUUCAUCACUGACAAUACAAAUCAAGCAUUUGAAGAACACCAAUCACAUCAAGGACCAUUCUCAAGCAAGCAACUACAAGGCCUCAUGCAACUCCCAGAUUUUCAAGGUAACACCAAUAACUCCGAUUCUUCAUCAGUAGCUGCUCCUUCCAAUCUUUUCAACCUCAGCUUCUUUCCAAAUAGCAACAGCACUGGCACUAUAAUCACUGAUCAAUUCAACAACAUAAGUGGUAGUGACCAAGGAACAACAACAGCACUCUAUGUUAAUAACAACCCUGCAGUUAGUGAUCAAGUUGGUUCUGGUUUUUCUUCACUCUUUGGAGCCAAUUCAAUAGUGCAACAUGAAAACUUGUCAUCCCCUCAUAUGUCCGCCACCGCAUUGCUCCAAAAAGCUGCUCAAAUGGGCUCAACCACAACCCCAAACGGUUCUUCUUUACUUAGAGGAGUGUGUAGUUCCUCUAACAACAAUGGUUCCAAAUCUGAAAAUGGACAUCAUACCACCAGUCUUCAUGGGUUGAUGAACUCUAUUGCCAAUGGUGGAAACACGUCCAUGUUUGGAAACGAAAACAACCUUUUUCACAACGUGGAGGAGUCCCACAAUAAGUUGCCACAAAAUCUUAACGUAAGCUUUGGAGGGUCUGAUAAGUUGACCUUAGACUUUUUGGGUGUUGGAGGAGUGGUGAGAAACAUGAGCGGUGGAUUUUCACAAAGGGAACAACAACGUGUCAUGGGUACUAUGAGUUCUUCGGAUCCUGACCUAAAGUCAGCACAGUCAACUCAACAUUUUGGAAGGUCAACGCUGCAAUAAGGAAACGCAAGAUCAGGGGGAGAGAAAACAAAAUGCUUGUUACGUAUGUAUGAACUUGUUUAAAAGAUUGUUCUUCCUUUUAUUUUAUGAUCUUUUCCUCAAACGAAGUCUAAUUGGUAUAUUAAUUAGGGUUUCAAUUCCAAAAAUUGCAAUCCUUUUGUUUUUCUU